AUGUCUUUCAGUAAUUAUGGCCUUUACGGAGAUUCCGGAUCGACGACUCAACCACCAUCAUCACUCAACAAUGAAAGUGGUGUUCAUUUCCAAAAUUCAUCGGUAACUUCCUACUUGUCCUCACAACGAAAAUUUGCAAAGCCUUUGGAUGCCGGAAAAACUGAAUUACGGAUUGAUGAAAGCAAUUUUAGAAGAGAAGAUGAUUUGGAAAGUCAUUAUCGGGGAGACGUUGGAAAGAAGAAGAGUGCUGUAAAGAGUGCUUUGGUGAAUUUAGUGAAAGCUGUUGUGAUUAUGAUGUUAUUUGCCUUCUUUGUAGGAGUGGUGAUUUUAAUUGUUCAGUUGGUGGAGUUGUUCCAUGCUUCGCAGAUUGCCGAUUAUAACAUUCAUAUUAAGUUGAGUGCUGAAUGUGAAGCUGUAGCAAUGGGUAUCAAUAACAGAGUGACAGACAUGGAUCCAAACCAACAAAUUAAUUUCAAUAUUACUCAUCAACCUCACAUAACGUUGUACUUGACAAGAUUUAUUUCCGAAUUUAGAGAUACUAUUGUGAGUGACGUGAACAACACCUUAAUAUCUCAGUUUAAUACCCUCAAUUUGGGUAAUUGCUCGAUAUCUACCACUACUUAUUUUAAUGUGUCAGGCUCUUAUGCCAUGUGGGACGUUCAUAAUUCGCCAUGUCUUCAAGGCCUCAACAAUGCAAUUGUUAAUGCCACAAGUCGUUACGUUGAUCCACGAAGUAAGAGCACAAUUCCUUCCUGGGUCAAUAAUUUGCCACCUCAACUUCGCCAAGUGAAAGUUUUGAUGAUUCAACAAUACGGUUCACCUAAUGUUUUUUCACAAUUUCAACCUCAUGUGACCAUAGCACAUGAUGAUGUGACUCCAACACAACUAGACUCUGCCGUUCGUGCAAUUGGAACUCCUGUACCAUGCACCUAUAAACUCAGAUAUGUGAGCAUUGGCCUCACUGGAGAUUAUGGUACAGUAUUGAGAGGAAAAGAUGUUGCUAUCUUUGAUUUGGAGCAGCUUUAA
Molecule: messenger RNA, 1026 nt
Organism: Naegleria fowleri
Lineage: Eukaryota; Heterolobosea; Eutetramitea; Acrasida; Naegleriidae
Exons: 3
Coding region: 1-1026 (341 amino acids)
Source: RefSeq, a predicted model, not a curated record